Messenger RNA from Cololabis saira (Pacific saury), 4409 nucleotides. RefSeq names its product NACHT, LRR and PYD domains-containing protein 4-like. The transcript is spliced from 11 exons. Lineage: Eukaryota; Metazoa; Chordata; Actinopteri; Beloniformes; Belonidae. Gene Ontology annotation, molecular function: protein binding. The record is from RefSeq and is a predicted model, not a curated record. Bases 225 to 3641 code for a protein of 1138 amino acids.
GGUUUCUGGGUGUGGAGCUCCGUGUGACGGUGAUCGGAGCAGUUUUUAAACUCCAGCAGCUCCGUUUGUGGACUAAGAUAAUUCCCGUUAACGGAGUCCCAGCUGGAACUGAAGGAGAAGGAGCCGACGGUUCGACGCGUCCAGAUGUUGGAGCGGAGUCGGUGAACGAGCAGCAGUUCAGAUGAAGGUAGAAGGUGUGUGUGAGCUGAUGUGAAUCCAGCAGCAUGGAUCAGUGUGAGGACAGAGAGGAGGGAGUCCUUCCCUCCAAAACCUCCCCGAGGGGAAAACCUGAGAGAGAAGAAGAGAGGAGACCUGGACCUGGACCUGGACCUGGACCUGAACCUGGAUCUGGACCUGGACCUGGACCUGGACCUGGACCUGGACCUGAGCCCAGCUGUGUGUCCUUGAAGAGUGACAAAUCAUAUGAUUUCUUUAUUAAUUUUAAAGAGACCCAAUGUUCUCCCUCAGUGAGGAGAAGAUCUGGACCUGGACUUGAACCUGAACCUGAACCUGAACCUGAACCUGAACCUGAACCUGGACCUGAGCCCAGCUGUGUGUCCUUGAAGAGUGACAGAUCAAAGGAUCUCAUUAUUGAUUUUAAAGAUACCCGACGUUUUCCCUCAGUGAGAGUGGACCAGCAGAUCUCAAAGUCCCCCAGUGGUCCGUCUGUCCAGCAGCAUCAGACCCAGCUGGACUCCAUCUUUCAGCUGCUGGAGGACGACAUCGUCAUGUUUGUGAAGGACGAGCUGAAGAAGAUCCAGAAGGUUCUGAGUCCAGAUUACCCAGAAUCCUCAGAGAGUCUGGAGGAGGAUGAAGAUGAAGAGCAGAAGAGCAUCAGAGAGACAUUCAUGAAGAUCACAGUGAAGUUCUUGAGGAGGAGGAAGCAGGAGAAGCUGGCCGACCUCGUGCAGAGCAAUACCGUCGCUGCCGUUUGUCAAUCCAAACUCAAAGUUCAGCUGCAGAAGAAGCACCAGCAUGUGUCUGAGGGGAUCAUUAAAGCAGGAAAUAAAACCCUUCUGGAGCAGAUCUACACGGAGCUCUACAUCACAGAGGGAGGGACCGGAGAGGUCAACGAUGAACAUGAAGUCAGACAGAUUGAAGCAGCUUCCAGGAAACCAGACGGAGCAGAAACAGCCAUCAGACAGGAAGACAUCUUUAAACCCCCACCUGGAAGAGGAGGACCAAUCAGAACGGUGAUGACGAAGGGAGUGGCCGGCAUCGGGAAAACAGUCCUAACACAGAAGUUCAGUCUGGACUGGGCUGAAGGCAGAACCAACCAGGACAUCCAGUUCCUGCUUCCAUUCACCUUCAGAGAGCUGAAUGUGCUGAGAGAGGAGAAGUUCAGCUUGGUGGAACUAGUUCAUCUGUUCUUCUCAGAAACCAAAGGAAUCUGCAGCUUUGAAGAGGUCCAGGUCGUGUUCAUCUUUGACGGUCUGGAUGAGUGUCGACUUCCUCUGGACUUCCACAACUCUACAAUCCUCAGUGACCCCAGAAGGUCCACUUCAGUGGAUGUGCUUCUGACAAACCUCAUCAGGGGGAACCUGCUUCCUUCUGCUCGUCUCUGGAUCACCACACGACCCGCAGCAGCCAAUCAGAUCCCUCCUGACUGUGUUGACAUGGUGACAGAAGUCAGAGGGUUCACUGACCCACAGAAGGAGGAAUACUUCAGGAAGAGGUUCAGAGAAGAGGAGCAGACCAGCAGGAUCAUCUCCCACAUCAAGACAUCACGGAGCCUCCACAUCAUGUGCCACAUCCCAGUCUUCUGCUGGAUCACUGCUACGGUCCUGGAUAACGUCCUGGAGAACGUCCUGGAAACCAGAGAGGGAGGAGAGCUGCCCAAGACCCUGACUGAGAUGUACAUCCACUUCCUGGUGGUCCAGGCCAAACUGAAGAAGGUCAAGUAUGACGGAGGAGCUGAGACGGAUCCACACUGGAGUCCAGAGAGCAGGAAGAUGGUGGAGUCUCUGGGAAAACUGGCUUUUGAGCAGCUGCAGAAAGGAAACCUGAUCUUCUAUGAACCAGACCUGAGAGAGUGUGGCAUCGAUGUCAGAGAGGCUUCAGUGUACUCAGGAGUGUUCACCCAGAUCUUUAGAGAGGAGAGCGGCCUGUACCAGGACCAGGUCUUCUGCUUCAUCCAUCUGAGUGUCCAGGAGUUUCUGGCUGCUCUUCAUGUCCAUCAGACCUUAAUCAACUCUGGAGUCAACCUGCUGGGAGAUCAACGAACAACUCACCGUUCUUCAACCGGUUUCUAUCCGACAGUUGUGGACAAGGCCUUAGAGAGUCCCAACGGACACCUGGACUUGUUCCUGCGCUUCCUCCUGGGUCUUUCACUGGAGACCAAUCAGAACCUCCUACGAGGUCUGAUGAAACCAAAACAAAGAAGUUCACAGAACAAUCAGGAAACUAUCAAAUACAUCAAGAAGAAGAUCAGUGGGGAUCUGUCUGCAGAGAGAAGCAUCAACCUGUUCCACUGUCUGAAUGAACUGAACGAUCAGUCUCUGGUGGAGGAGGUCCAAGAGUCCCUGAGGUCUGGACCUCUCUCCACAGAUGAACUGUCUCCUGCUCAGUGGUCGGCUCUGGUCUUCAUCUUACUGUCAUCAGAAGAAGAUCUGGAGGUGUUUGACCUGAAGAAGUUCUCAGCUUCAGAGGAGGCUCUACGGAGGCUGCUGCCGGUGGUCAAAGCCUCCAAGAAAGUUCUACUGAGUGGCUGUCACCUCUCAGGGAACAUCUGUCCACUUCUGUCCUCAGUUCUCAGCUCUCAGUCCUCCAGUCUGACAGAACUGGACCUGAGCAACAACGACCUGCAGGAUUCUGGACUGGAGCAGCUGUGUCCUGGACUGGAGAGUCCACACUGUAAACUGGAGUCUCUCAGGCUGUCAGGCUGUCUGAUCUCAGAGGAAGGAAGUUCUUCUCUGGUCUCAGCUCUGACCUCCAACCCCUCCCACCUGAGAGAGCUAGACCUGAGCUACAACCAUCCAGGGGAGUCAGCAGGGAAGCUUCUGUCUAGACUGGAUGAUCCCUGCUGGAGACUGGACACUCUCAGGGUGGAGCCUGCUGGACAACGAUGGCUGACACCAGGUCUGAGGAAGUAUUCCUGUCAACUCACCGUCGACACAAACACAGUCAACAACAAGAUCAAACUGUCUGACAACAACAGGAAGAUGAUGUUAGUGGAGGAGGAUCAGUCAUAUCCUGAUCAUCCAGACAGGUUUGAUGUCUGGUUUCAGCUGCUGUGUAGAGAAGUUCUGACGGGUCGCUGUUACUGGGAGGUCCAGUGGAGCGGAACUGUUAAUGUAUCAGUGAGUUACAGAAGAAUCAGCAGGAAAGGAUGGUCUGGUCACUGUGAGUUUGGAAGGAACGAUCAUUCCUGGAGGCUGGACUGUUUUCCAGGUGGUCUGUACCAUGUCCAUCACAAUGACAGAGGAACAUCCGUCACCUCCUCAUAUUCAUCUCCAGUCUCUGGCAGAGUAGCAGUGUACGUGGACGUUCCUGCUGGAACUCUGUCCUUCUAUGACGUCGUCUCUGACAGACUGAUCCACCUCCACACCUUCAACACCAGCUUCACUGAACCUCUCUGUGCUGGAUUUGGAUUCCAGUUUGGGUUCAGUCCUGGUUCCUCAGUGUCUCUGUGUCCAGUUUAGUCUCCAGAGUCUCCGGUCAGAGAAACUGUCUCUGUUGGAUCCUGGACUUGGACUCUGGUUCUGGUUCCUCAGUGUCUCCAUGAUGAUGAUGAUGAUGAUGGUGAUGAUGAUGAUGAUGAUGAUGAUGAUGAUGAGUCCUGGUCCUGGUCUGAGUCCUGGUCCUGGUCCUGGUCCUGGUCCAGAUCUAAGUCCGGGUCCUGGUCCAGGUCUAAGUCCGGGUCCUGGUCCAGGUCUAAGUCCUGGUCCUGGUCCAGGUCUGAGUCCUGGUCCUGGUCCUGGUCCUGGUCCUGGUUCAGGUCCUGGUCCUGGUCCUGGUCCUGGUCCUGGUCCUGGUCUGAGUCCUGGUCCUGGUCCUGGUCCUGGUCCAGGUCUGAGUCCUGAUCCUGGUCCUGGUCCUGGUCCUGGUCUGGUCCAGGUCUGAGUCCUGGUCCUGGUCCUGGUCCUGGUCCAGGUCCUGGUCCUGGUCCUGGUCUGAGUCCUGGUCCUGGUCCUGGUCCAGGUCUGAGUCCUGGUCCUGGUCCAGGUCUGAGUCCUGGUCCUGGUCCUGGUCCUGGUCCAGGUCCUGGUCCUGGUCCAGGUCUGAGUCCUGGUCCUGGUCCUGGUCCAGGUCUGAGUCCUGGUCCUGGUCCAGCUCGUAGUGCUGGAAGAUUCUGGCUCUUGUUUCGUUUUUUGGUUUAUUCUAUUUUUAUUUCAUCUUUUUCUCAUUUAACAUUAAAUAAUUUACUGGAUUGUUGAUGUUUGAUAAUAAAUUAGGUUUUUAUCUUGUUA